UUCAACAUUCCUUCUAUUCCCAUAAACCCUAAAGUCUUAUCUCGCCGUCUUCUCUAGUCUUUUUUUUGCAAGAAAACAGAGUUGCAGGUCAUCGGAAAAUCGUCGUGUUCUCUGCAACUUCUUCCUUUCUAGGGUUUCCCUGCGUUUCAUCUUGAAAGCAAAUCUAAACCAUGUCGUCGCUACGUAAUGCUGUUCCACGGCCAGCUCAUAAGGAGCGUUCUCAACCACAAGCGAGGAAGAGGUAUGGCCUCCUCGAGAAGCAUAAGGACUAUGUCAUCCGAGCUAAAGCUUACCACCAAAAGGAAGACAUUAAAAAGAAACUUAAGCAGAAGGCGGCUUUCAAGAAUCCAGAUGAGUUCUAUUUCAAGAUGAUCAAUAGUAAAACUGUUGAUGGAGUUCACAGACCAAAGGAAGAGAUAAACAAGUACAGUGCGGAAGAGCUCAUGAUCAUGAAGACCCAAGAUAUUGGAUAUGUGUUCCAAAAAUGGCAGAGUGAGAAGAACAAAAUUGAUAAGCUCACUGCAUCACUGCAAUGUACGGAGGACCAGCCUAGCCGGAGACAUGUCUACUUUGCAGAAGACAGAAAGGAAGCUAGAGAGCUGGAGUUGCAAGCUAAAAGCAAAAUUGAUAUCUCCGCCACAUAUAUUCCGAAAGAUAUUAAAAAGAAAAUGGAUAGAUCAUACAGAGAUCUCGAGGCGAGGAAGAGCAGAGCUAAAGAUUUGGAGAAACUAUACAUGGACAUGUCAAUGCAGAAGGAGUUACAGAAGAAGGGUCGCAAACGCAAGCUGCGUGAAGACGAGAUACUCAACCCAAAUGGUAAACCGGUUUACAAAUGGAAAGCAGAUCGAAAACGCUGAAAGUAAAAAAGCUUUCAUGGUUGUGUAUCUCUCUCUCUCUCUUCACAUCAUGUUUUUGAUUUUAUUAUAUAACAGAGUUUUACUGUACUUUUUAUUGGGACAUCUAUCUUAUUAAAACAGAAACAUUAUAACUU
Raphanus sativus (radish) is the source of this 991-nucleotide messenger RNA. Its product is annotated as probable U3 small nucleolar RNA-associated protein 11. The transcript is spliced from 9 exons. Gene Ontology annotation, biological process: rRNA processing. The record is from RefSeq and is a predicted model, not a curated record. NCBI's taxonomy places the organism in Eukaryota, Viridiplantae, Streptophyta, Magnoliopsida, Brassicales, Brassicaceae. Gene Ontology annotation, cellular component: small-subunit processome; nucleolus. Bases 171 to 857 code for a protein of 228 amino acids.